AUGGAGACCUUCCUCGCUUGUUCUUCCUCCGCCGCCAACGCCGCCCUAUUCGCGUUGAGUUUCUUCUCCCUCUCCGCCCUGGCGCUUGUUUCGACCUGGCACCGGAGCUCGUCUGCCGCCCAUUGUGCGUUGGACACACCCAGCGGCCGCUCCUUCUUCGGCCGCGACUUCCUCGGCUUCGGCGGCAUGGUGGUGGACGAGAAAGAGGCGAAGGAGAAUGGAGAGGCGGAGGGAGAAUGGAGGAAGAAGAAAACACCAAGGACCUCCUCUGCAGACCAGCUGGACGAGGGAGAGGCUGUGGCGGCGGUGCGACACGACGGCAGCGACAACGGCUCGCUGGACCUCACGGUGAGAAAGACAAGGAGAGGAAGAGAUCGGCCGGCUGGGCAUGAACGGGCGGUGGCGCGGGCCUGGACAUGGACGGUGGCAGCGGUCGUUGGGAAUGGAUGUUCUUGCUGGGUGUUCGCUGCUGUUGCUGCUGUGGAAGCAGCGCACGCAAUCCAGAACGGCUGGAAGUUAUCGCUCUCGGAGCAGCAUCUGGUGGAUUGUGACAUCUACGACGAUGCGUGCAUAGGCGGAUCCGUGGAAUGGACACUACGGUGGAUCAUACAGAACGACGGAAUAAUGGGGGAUGCGGACUACCCCUACACUGCGGUUAGAGGUGCUUGCGAUUCUGACAAGCUGCAGCACCACGCCGCCACGAUCACAGGUUACCGCUGGGUUGAGAGCUACAGCGAGCAGGCUCUUAUGCUAGCUGUAGCAUCUCAACCGGUGAUCGUAGCGAUCAAUGCGAGGGCAGAUGAGUUCAAGCACUACCGUGGUGGCAUUUACGAUAGACCAUGUGGCACUAAUGUAAGCCACGCGGUGGUGGUGGUUGGCUACGGGGACGACGAGGUGCACGGGCUAUACUGGAUGAUCAGGAAUUCGUGGGGAGGUGGUUGGGGAGAGGGCGGCUACAUGUUUCUCAGGAGAGGUGUGCCGCCCGCAUGGAUGUGUGGUUUGACGAUUCAGGCAAUCUACCCUGUGAUGUGA
Lolium perenne is the source of this 1032-nucleotide messenger RNA. Lineage: Eukaryota; Viridiplantae; Streptophyta; Magnoliopsida; Poales; Poaceae. The record is from RefSeq and is a predicted model, not a curated record.